Molecule: messenger RNA, 3153 nt
Organism: Opisthorchis viverrini
Lineage: Eukaryota; Metazoa; Platyhelminthes; Trematoda; Opisthorchiida; Opisthorchiidae
Exons: 12
Coding region: 1-2250 (749 amino acids)
Biological process (GO): intracellular calcium ion homeostasis; DNA integration; calcium ion transmembrane transport
Cellular component (GO): membrane
Molecular function (GO): calcium channel activity; calcium, potassium:sodium antiporter activity; nucleic acid binding
Source: RefSeq, a predicted model, not a curated record
AUGGACUUUCCCGCCGUCCGUUGCGUCUCUGUCGUGGUUCAUUGUACCUAUCAACCAGAGAACUUAGAUACUUCGAUCACGGCGCAAGAAUUAGAGACAUCCCAAUCACGGGUUGAAGAUGUCGGAUGGCAGUCGAGCUUCCAUAGACAUUUGUUGACCAUGAGAGUUCACCGCCCACACCCGGAGUCCAAUUGCACCCCACUGGCCAUCGAUAACUUCCCUAAAGACUUAUUCCAUCAGCGCGAUCGACAGCGAGGUGCCGUUAUUCUGCAUAUUAUCGGUGCGACAUACAUGUUUCUUGCACUCGCUAUCUUAUGUGACGACUACUUUAUUCCUUGUUUGGAGAGAAUUUGUGAAGUUUUGAAUCUGCAGCCUGAUGUUGCCGGAGCAACUUUUAUGGCGGCCGGAAGCUCAGCCCCCGAAUUGGCCACAACGCUUGUUGGAGUUUUCAUCGCGAAGGACGACAUCGGGCUUGGCGCGGUCGUGGGUUCCGCAGACUUCAAUAUCAUGCUAGUCGUUAGCGUGACUGCUCUGUUUGCAAAAGAGAUCAUUUACUUGAAUUGGUGGCCUUUGGUUCGAGACUGCACAUUCUAUCUGCUCUCCAUUAUCGUCCUUGCUUUGGUGAUCCUCGACGAGUACGUAUACUGGUACGAAGCACUUAUUUUUCUCAUUCUGUACGGUGUCUACGUUGCAUUCAUGUACGUGAACCCGAAACUCGAUGCAUUCCUCAACCUCUGGUGUCGCCAGCACCCGAACUUCUGCCCUCGUGUGCAUCAUACGGAAGCCGAACAGCAGCAAAGCGUGCAGCAACACAGAGGAGGCUUUGCGCAUACUAAUAUUGCUUGUGAGGACGAACAACCUGUUAUUGGGCAAUCAAAGUACGAACGCCUAACAGACAUAGAAAAACAGGGCGACGUGGCAACAGAGCGAUCCUCGUGUACACCAGUGUGCCCGUACUUACCUCAGUGUUCGGUCGCUCCUAAACUUUCCCGACCUUUUCUACAGUCCGCUGCUCGAAUAGGCCAAGUCUCACAGCCAUACAACAAUCACCCUUUUGGCAAUAUUAUUAAAGCUACACAGCCGUUUGAACGCGUCAGCAUAGAUUUUAAAGGCCCACUUCCAUCAACCUCCCACAACAAAUACCUUCUAACAAUGAUCGACGAGUACUCCCGUUUCCCAUUCGCCUUCGCGUGUACGGAUGUGUCCUCAUCCACCGUGAUCAAGUGUUUUAAUCAGUUGUUCUCUUUGUUCGGAAUGCCCUCAUACGUCCAUUCUGAUCGUGGUGGAGCUUUCAUGUCAGGUGAAGUACAAACGUUUCUUCACGACAGGGGUGUAGCAACCAGUCGAACUACCCCAUACAAUCCGCGCGGUAACGGACAAGUCGAACGGCUUAAUGGUACUCUUUGGAAGUCUAUCACUCUGGCAUUGAAGACCCAACAAAGGGACAUUACCGAGUGGGAAUGCCUCUCCCUGGAUUUGGACGAACCAAUGGGCGGGCCCAAGAGAGUAGUGGACAUUAUGAAGGCCGCCAAUGAUUCCACGUCCGAUUUGGAGACACAAAUCUGCGACCCGGAAGAAUCUUGGUUCGAUACAUGUUUCGCUCCACUACGUCUACCAAAGUCCCAAGGGGUCCGAGCAAAAUUUCGCUUCUUUUACGCCUUGUCUAUCUGGCCUUUGCGGUUUUUGUUAUGUCUCACCGUACCCGACGUUCGAAAAGCGAAAUGGCGUCGCAGCUCACUAUCACACUGGAUCUCGUUUGUAAUGUGCUGUGUAUGGAUCGGACUGUUCACUAUAGUCAUGAUGUGGAUGAUUUCCAUCAUAGGCGUAACCUUCCACAUUCCUGAUACGAUCAUGGGACUGACAUUCAUCGCGGCUGGUUCCAGCGUGCCCGAUGCCAUCGCAAGUAUAUUGGUUGUACGGGAAGGCGAAGGCGAUAUGGCCGUGUCGAAUGCAGUUGGCAGCAAUGUGUUUGAUAUUCUCGUUUGUAUGGGGUUGCCGUGGUUCCUCAAAUGUCUGAUCGCUGGAGCACCCGUGAUAAUAUACUCUAAAGGACUGGUCUAUGCUGUCCUUACACUUUUCACAACUGUGCUGUUCUUGCUUGGCGUCACGCACCUGAACCGUUGGCGACUGACCAAGCCCUAUGGGCUCGUUCUUCUUCUGGGAUACUUUGUAGUUCUCGUGUUCUGCAGCUGCUAUGAACUCAAUCUGUUCGGCACAGUCCAUCUCCCUGAAUGCCCCCUGACCGAAUGAAGAUGGGCUCGUCCCUUGGGUUUUGGAUAACAGCGUUUUCAGAAUACCAUGACGAUGAGUUUGAAACUGCCCACUAGCAUUGUCACGAACAAAAAAAUCUACAGUACUAUACACUCCAAUCAAGUAACAUGAACUCAUUACUGUUACUCUGUUUGCUCCCGAACCCGUUUUAUGAUUUCUAUUUAUCACCAUCUGCCCCACAGCUUGCUUCUCUUGCAUUCGCAUUAUCUUACCAUUCAGAGACAGUGGUUUCAUGCACCUAAUAUUUAUCUUACUACUUCUUAUUCAGACCUUGUGUGUUCAGAUUGUUUGUAGUCACUUUCCUCCAGUUUUUUGAGGCCGCAGUUCGGAGUAUUCGGAAUUUUGUUAGGCCUCCGCUUGUCUUGAACAAUAAAACCGGUGCUCGUCCCAGACAGCCUAACCGUUGAUCUGGGUUACUGGUAGAUUUCUGCACUCAGUACUGGAUUGUACUUCAUGCCAAAAAACGACCGCACUGUCAUUUAUGGACAUGGAAAUUCGGUUUUUAAUAGGCUGCAACUUCUUGGCAGUGGACCAGUUUAUGCUAUGCUACGCGGUUGAGUUGCAUCUCCGAACUGGUCACUUUUCUUACUUGGCUCGGUCGCCCAUUACUGGGGCUUCGAGAACCUUGGUCGACGGCAGCACACAAAUGCUGAAGCUAAACUGCUUGGGGACGUCAAUGAGUCGUUGUACUGCCUAAAUAUCAAUUUCCACUUAGGGUAUUGUGACAACAAUGCGGCAAGCGGAUGGAUCUAGAGUUAAAUAUAACCACCUCCGUUUUUGAGCAGAAAUAACAUCCAUUGAUUCAGCAAUCACCCACAAGGGCUGAUAUCAACCAGCUUACGUGUAGGAAGGAGCUGAUGGAAUUUGAUUGUUCUGGGUGAC